AUGGUUAAACACCAAAGGAGAUACGGUAAACGUCUCGAUCACGAUGAGAAACUUCGCAAGAAGGAGGCUAGAUCGGUGCACCAGAAUUCAAAGGUCGCCAGACAGACUCAUGGUCUCAAGGCUAAGAUGAUGCACAAGCAGAAGCACGCUGAGAAGGUUCAAAUGAAGAAGACUAUGAAAAACCACAGCGAGAGGAACGUUAAAAAAGAUGAAGAGAAGCCAGACGAUAGCGCUGCUCUCCCAACCUACCUCAUGGAUAGGAAUGAACAGCGUGAUGCCAAAUCCAUCAGCUCAGCCAUCAAACAAAAGCGUAAAGAUAAAGCUGCGAGGUUUAGCGUUCCCCUUCCAAAAGUUAAAGGUAUCGCAGAGGAAGAGGUUUUCAAGGUUAUCAAAACCGGCUCCAAGAAGCAGAAAUCUUGGAAGAGAAUGAUCACUAAACCUACCUUUGUCGGUGAGAACUUUACCCGCAAACCUCCAAAGCUUGAGCGUUUCAUUAGACCUUCUGGCUUGCGUAUGAAGAAGGCAAACGUCACUCACCCUGAACUCAAGACUACCUUCCAACUCCCCAUCAUCGGCGUUAAGAAGAACCCUCAGUCUCCUCUCUACUCUCAACUUGGCGUCCUCACGAAGGGCACCGUACUCGAAGUUAACGUAAGUGAACUCGGUAUGGUCACUACUGGUGGUAAAGUCGUUUGGGGUAAGUAUGCCCAAAUAACUAACAACCCUGAAAAUGACGGUUGCGUUAAUGCUGUACUUCUUGUUUAA
This is a messenger RNA of Wallemia ichthyophaga EXF-994, 765 nucleotides long. Its product is annotated as Ribosome biosis protein NSA2. The transcript has 2 exons. The coding region runs from base 1 to 765 and encodes 254 amino acids. Gene Ontology annotation, biological process: maturation of LSU-rRNA; maturation of 5.8S rRNA. Gene Ontology annotation, cellular component: nucleolus; preribosome, large subunit precursor. The record is from RefSeq and is a predicted model, not a curated record. Lineage: Eukaryota; Fungi; Basidiomycota; Wallemiomycetes; Wallemiales; Wallemiaceae.